Anopheles cruzii is the source of this 2804-nucleotide messenger RNA. Its product is annotated as plexin domain-containing protein 1. The transcript is spliced from 9 exons. Lineage: Eukaryota; Metazoa; Arthropoda; Insecta; Diptera; Culicidae. The record is from RefSeq and is a predicted model, not a curated record. The coding region runs from base 192 to 2075 and encodes 627 amino acids.
GAUAUAGUGAUUUUGAUUGAUUGUGAUUUUGCUAUUGCUUUUCAGUAAGCCCCUUUUUGGAGCUCCGCCACCAUUGUUGUGAUUUCGUCAACUACGUAGUGCCUUUCGGGUGGUGGAGUUGCGACGCAAACGGCCACAGGAGACAACAACGUUGAACAGAUCGCAGCAGCUGCGAUAGAAAAUCGGCUACGAUGAAGAUGGACGAAUUUCGACACUUGCCGCUCUGUUGGCUGGCGCUUGUAGUGCUAUUUCAGAGCCAAUUCGCUGCAACCGCGAAAGUGCCUAUUUCUAGAAAGUAUCUGCAGAGUGACAUACUCGAGCCUGGAAGCGGUUCGGCCACAGGAGCGCCUGCAACGAAAAACGAAACAAGUAGUUGGGCCGAUGGAUUCACAGCAGCUCGUCCGGUUAUGCCGUUAAAUGAGAACAAGUUGAGCCCGGCUAAGCUUAAACUGCAGAAUGAAAAUAUGAACGUUAAAAAACUGCAAACACCGCCGGUAGAAACGAUUAGUGUUAGCGGAAUGCAAGAGGGGCACUUGCUUGGAGUCAAUGGAACUGGCCAGCGGAAGGAUUAUUCGAAUGUCAGCAGUACAAUUGGGCCCAUUGUCGGAGGAGUGCUGAAGCAGGGAGUUGAAACUACCACGCUUUCGGAUCAGGGCGUAGUGACGGGGAGUACCGAUGAGAGCUCGUCAGUGGCGGGCUUGAAAGGUUUUGCUCCUGAUCUUUCAACGAAAAACCCGCUGAGCGAUGCCAUUAAUUCGUCGGAACAGUCCGAGGCAGAACUAAACAGCACACUAAAGGAGCAUAACAUUACCAAAUCGUUUGAAGAUAAUCAUCUGUAUUACAAAAGUAUGUGGUCGAGCGAUGUCAAAAUGAGUGAAGAAUUCUGGAAAAAGAUAACAGCCAAUCUGACUGUUAACAGAUUGCUUUCGAACUCUCAUCGACGGGCUACGACCAUGCUGCUGUCUUUCGAUUUUCCGUACUAUGGAUUCCCCAUCCGAAAUAUUACGAUUGCUAGUGGAGGUUUCUUGUACACCGGCGAUUACGUCCAUUCGUGGUUAGCUUCAACCCAGUACAUUGCGCCACUGAUGGCCAAUUUCGACACCUCUGUGUCUGAGCAAUCGUUUGUUAAAUACAAUGAUGACGGCGAAACGUUCACAGUGGUUUGGGAGAAUGUUAUCCUGCAAGACCGUCCAAAUAAUGGUUCAUUCACCUUCAGUGUCACACUGAACAAAUCAGGAGACAUUGUGUUCGCGUACAAGAAAAUUCCCAUCAAUAUUCAGCAAAUCAUCGACAACCCUUCUACGAAGCAUCCGGUCAAGAUUGGAUUAUCGGAUGCUUACAUUAUCGAUAAAACGAUUAUACGCACGAAACAGAAAACUAUUUAUGAAUAUCAUCGGGUGAACUUUGGCCAAAGUGAGGUGCAAAAUGGAACGGUUAUAACUCUCACAGCGCUACCGACAUGUUUCUCCUUCAAGGAUUGUGACUCUUGCAUUACACAUGAAGGCGCAGACUUCAAGUGCCUGUGGUGUCCAACAAUUAAUCGUUGCUCGACCGGUACUGAUCGAAAGCGUCAAGAUUGGGUACAGAAAGGUUGCGACAAGACUACCAUUUCCGAACUUUCGUACUGUCCUGCAAUUGGUCAAAAGGGCAACAACUACGGAGAGCCGGUAGAAGUGACCCCAAAAUUAACAGACAAUUACAACAACAGCUACAGCAUAAAUGAUCGUAAGCAAUUGCCUGGCAAAGUGGUGGCUCCUGGAUCCGUCCUUGCUGGAAUAUUGACUAAAGGAACUCCAAACGGAGCCGCCGACGAUAGUGACAGUGUAAACAAAGUGCACGCUUAUCACACCGAUCUGCACGAUGCCUCUUCGAGUAGCAAUCUGAUAGUGUCGAUGCUGAUCGUUUUUCUAAUACUGUUUGCUUGCGCUAGUUGGGUUAUGUAUGCCUAUCGAAACCCGCACACCAAAAGUGGACAACUUCUAAUAAGGAUUGCAAAGGCGAAAAAGUACCGACCUAAUAAGUGGUCCUGGCGACGCGGAGAGGCCAGAUACACUGCCGCAACCAUCCAUAUGUGAAUUCACAAUGAGUACUCAACAAUCCGUCCAAGACAUUGUAAUCUUCUCUACGUAAUUAUAUCGCUGAGUCAACCGCUUUUAUAUCAUCCGUGUGCAAUACGUCGCAAGAGGAACGGUUGGUACCACCCUAUCUUUAUCCAAUAAUUGACAUUGACAGCCAGUUUUAAAUAAUCGGUUGUUCCCUUGCUGAUGAUAUUUAAGUACAGGGUCGCUGAAAAGAACGACGAUCAUGAACGAUUCUAUACGAUUCUUGUUGAAAACAUUGCAAAAUGCAAGAUUUGCCGGAGUUAAUAGUGGCCGAGGGAGUGCUGAAUAAUAUUUAAAAGCUUGCACCUAUGUGAUGGUUCGAAGGUGCGCCUAGAAGUAAAAAGGAAGAAAGCGUUAAUAAAAAAAAACAAACGGAAUUGGAUCAUUUAAAGACAAACAAACAUAAAAGUAGAGUAAAAGCAGGAUUGAAAAAGUUUAAAGAGACAGCUAAAAUUAGGUGAAUCGAAUGAACCGGUUAUACUUAACCACCCAAGCGAAUCGCAUAGCUGGAAAGUGUAGUUUGCAGAGAAAAUGUACUCAUCCAGAAAAUUACUAUGACGCAUAAUAUUUUUAUUUCCGCACACUUAGUAUUUAAAUAUUCCCAUUUUUUGUAUUGAAUUUUGUUCAACCAGCUUAUAUAGAAUUCGAUUUGUCACGUUUCCCCUGUCAACAGAAUAUUGAAUAUAAUUUUGUUUAAAAUUG